AUGUAUAUACUAGCAACUAUCUUUAUUUAUUUAACUGCUCUAAGCGGUGCUCACGGAUAUCGAGGUCCAUUUCGUCGAUUAUACCCAACGGGCAAACCGACAGUUCUCGAUGUGAAUGAAGAUCCUGGUGAACCACUUUUUCUCACACCUUACAUUGAACAGGGAAAACUUGCUGAAGCAAGAAAUUUGAGUUUAGUCAACCUUUUACCACUGAAACAACAAUCGUUUUCUGGUUACCUAACUGUGAAUAAAGCAUAUAAUUCCAAUAUGUUCUUUUGGUUUUUUCCUGCUCAAAAUGGAAACAAACCAGACACACCGGUGAUGCUCUGGUUACAAGGUGGUCCCGGUUCUUCAUCACUUUUUGCACUUUUUACAGAAAUCGGACCAAUCUAUAUCGACGCGAAUGGAUACAUUCAAUUACGCGAAAUCACAUGGAAUAAAAACUAUCAUCUCAUCUUUAUCGAUAAUCCUGUUGGAACUGGUUUCAGUUUUACAGAUAAUGAAGAAGGUUAUGCGCGAUCACAAGAAGAUGUAGCACGUGAUCUCCAUUCUGCAUUGACGCAAUUCUUUCAAAUCUUUACGGAUUAUGCGUCGAAUCCAUUCUAUGUUACAGGAGAAAGUUAUGCUGGUAAAUAUGUACCUUCGAUAACCUACAAAAUUCAUGUUGAAAAUCAAAAUCCACAAGUGAAAGUGAAAAUCAAUUUAAAAGGUAUGACUAUUGGUGAUGGUUUGACAGAUCCUCUCAAUCAAUAUAUGUAUGGAGAUUUUCUCUACCAGAUCGGUCUGAUCGAUCAAUCUCAAAAAGCUUAUGUUGAUUUACAAACAGCAUUAAUGCGUUAUGCUAUUGAACAACAACGUUACAUUGAUGCAUUCCACCUUUUCGAUGCACUUCUUAACGGUGAUCUUCUCAAUACGACAUCCUAUUUCUAUAAUGUCACAGGCAUUAAAAACUAUUUUAACUAUUUAUUAACUGAUGCUCCCGAAGAUCAAGGAUACUUUGUUUCGUUUAUUACACAUGCUGAACGACGAAAACAAAUUCAUGUCGGUAAUCUCUCCUACGGUAGUCAGAGUGAUACGGUGGAAAAAAUGCUCAUGAACGAUGUGAUGCAAAGCAUGGCAUGGAAAGUUGCAGCGAUCGCAAGUGCUAAUUAUAGUGUAAUGAUAUACAAUGGACAAUUAGAUAUUAUCAUUGCUGUACCAUUAACAAUGGAAUGGGUCAACCAGUUGAAUUGGUUUGGAGCGGAUGAACUUCAUCAAGCACCGCGAAAAGUAUGGAAAGUUGCUGACAGUGAUUCGGAGGUAGCUGGUUAUAUUAAAACAGCGAACAAUAAUCGAUUUUUCCUCGCAACUGUACGCAAUGCUGGUCAUAUGGUACCAUAUGAUCAGCCGCGAGCCAUGCUUGAUUUACUCGAACGAUUUCUUUCUGCUCAGCCGAAAUCUCCGGAAGAAAAACAAAUAAAGACAGUCUAG
Adineta ricciae is the source of this 1470-nucleotide messenger RNA. NCBI's taxonomy places the organism in Eukaryota, Metazoa, Rotifera, Eurotatoria, Adinetida, Adinetidae. The record is from the annotation of a GenBank genome assembly.